GUCGCUAUACUAGUGACACGCGAACAGAUCAUGAGCAUGAGGAGAACCACACGCAACUUUGUAUCCGAUAGGUGGUUACCGUAUGUCGACAUCCAAGUACAGAAAUGGUUGAACGACCUGGUUGUCAUGAUGCGCACGACAACGACGACAGUGAAUCUACUACCGAUAGCAGUUCCUACUUUCGACAAUGAAGGCAAAGUAAAGAAGUUACGAGCACGUUUCGACAGGAGAGCCGUCAACGCACUCUUACCACGCGACCAGUUCUUGGUAUCCAAGGACAAUGAGACCAUCUCCUUAAGAGUAGGAAGUAUUACACACCACUAGAUAUAUCGGCAGCAGACCGUAUGCUACCUAUACACAUCCUUCGACGAUACCUUCUUCCCUAAAAUCAUGACUUCGGCAGUCGCAAAGUGACACUUUGUUGUGCUCAUCUUGAAGUUAAGGUACGUUAGGUGUCUGAUAACCUCCUUCACUGUAGCGAUGUGCUCUUCACGAUUGUCACCGGCGAUCGCUAUGUCCUCAAUGUAGUGAUGUACUGGCAAUCCGACUAACCUCGCACUCAGGGUGCGUUGAAGUGGCUAU
This is a messenger RNA of Sphaeroforma arctica JP610, 582 nucleotides long. RefSeq lists its product as hypothetical. The coding region runs from base 31 to 324 and encodes 97 amino acids. The transcript has a single exon. Lineage: Eukaryota; Ichthyosporea; Ichthyophonida. The record is from RefSeq and is a predicted model, not a curated record.